Eutrema salsugineum is the source of this 693-nucleotide messenger RNA. RefSeq lists its product as uncharacterized. NCBI's taxonomy places the organism in Eukaryota, Viridiplantae, Streptophyta, Magnoliopsida, Brassicales, Brassicaceae. Gene Ontology annotation, biological process: regulation of gene expression. The coding region runs from base 1 to 693 and encodes 230 amino acids. Gene Ontology annotation, cellular component: peroxisome. Gene Ontology annotation, molecular function: RNA nuclease activity. The transcript has a single exon. The record is from RefSeq and is a predicted model, not a curated record.
AUGUUGAUGCACGAGAAUUACAAAGCGCAGCCUGAGUACGUGAAAGCUAAGACGGCUGUGUGGUGGGACAUCAACACCUGUCCGAUUCCACAUGGUUAUGAUGCUCGUCGUGUCCGCCCGAGUAUAGAAUCGGCGUUGAAGAAUCUAGGAUACUAUGGUCCUGUCGACAUCAGAGUCAUUGGCUACCUAGAAGACACCCCUGAACACGUCCUGCGAGUGCUCUCUUCCACAGGGAUCUAUGUUAAACACGGUCGCGCAAACGGGAUCCUUUUUUACUCGUUGAUGUCAUGGCAAGAGCGUAAUCCACCUCCGGCUUCAAUGAUGCUAAUAUCCGAUAAAGUGGAAGAUAUUUCUUUGGCUCUUUGCCUUCGACAGCAACGGAUUAGUGGAUACAACCUUCUUUGUGUAUAUAAAUGUGAUCCUGAGUAUGUUUCAAUUUUGUACAACACUGGGGAGUGGCUCUGGGAAAGCUUACUAGCGACUGGUGAUGAAAACAUCGAUGAUGAUAAACCCGCGGAGACAAGAAUACAGUCGACGUUUAUUUUGCCCGAAGAGCAUUUGUUUUAUUGCUCAACAUGCUGCUUUCCUACCUGUAGUGAUCUAAACCUCAAAUCUACGCUCCUAUCUCAGCUCAAGAACACCGAGUCAACAUUAGAAAGAAAAACUAAAAGCAACGACACAAGAUUUUGUUAA